Aspergillus nomiae NRRL 13137 is the source of this 6652-nucleotide messenger RNA. RefSeq lists its product as uncharacterized. NCBI's taxonomy places the organism in Eukaryota, Fungi, Ascomycota, Eurotiomycetes, Eurotiales, Aspergillaceae. The transcript is spliced from 6 exons. Gene Ontology annotation, biological process: glycogen catabolic process. Gene Ontology annotation, molecular function: 4-alpha-glucanotransferase activity; amylo-alpha-1,6-glucosidase activity. Gene Ontology annotation, cellular component: membrane. The record is from RefSeq and is a predicted model, not a curated record. The coding region runs from base 8 to 6652 and encodes 2214 amino acids.
AAUAACAAUGCCUGCUCCACGCCAGGUCUAUCUUCUUCCACUGAAAGACGAUGGCUCCCCAGAUGUGCCCGGGGGCUAUAUCUACCUUCCUCCACCCACCAAUCCUCCAUACUCGCUUCGCUUCGUUAUCGAAGGCAGCAGCUCGAUCUGUAGGGAAGGAAUGCUGUGGGUGAAUGUCCCGGAGGACGGGGAGCCCUUCAAACGCUCGGAAUUCCGGAGUUUCAGGUUACAUCCAGACUUCAACAAGAACAUCCAGAUCGAUAUUCCAAUCACUUCCCCAGGAUCCUUCGCGUUUUAUACUGCCUAUUCUCCACUUCCAGACUUCUCCGUUGCUCCGGUUGAGACGUCCGAACCGGUCAAGACCCCAACGCACUAUAUUGAUGUUGCACCAAGACUAACUCUUGGUGGCCGUGAUCUUCCUCUCAACGCUCUUUCAAUAUUCUCCGUGAUCUCUAAGUUCAUGGGCGCAUACCCAACGGAUUGGGAAAAUCAUUUAAAUGGAAUCAGCCAGCGCAAGUACAAUAUGGUCCAUUUUACGCCCUUGAUGAAACGCGGAGCCUCGAAUUCCCCCUACAGUAUUUUUGAUCAACUACAGUUCGAUGAGACCCUAUUCCCCAAGGGGGAGAAUGAUAUAGCUCAAAUGGUUAACAAGAUGGAAGUAGACCAUGGGCUCUUGUCACUAACAGAUGUUGUAUGGAACCAUACUGCUAAUAACAGCAAAUGGCUUGAGGAGCACCCUGAGGCUGGUUAUAGCGUUGAGACGGCCCCAUGGCUUGAGGCGGCAUUGGAGCUCGACACUGCUUUGUUGCAGUUUGGAGAAGACCUUCAAACCCUGGGUCUUCCAACGGAAUUUAAGACUGCCGACGAUCUGAUUGUUGUGAUGAACGUAAUGCGUGAACGUGUUAUCGGCAGCUUGAGGCUAUGGGAGUACUACGUUGUUAAUGUUAAAGCGGACACCCGAAGGAUCGUUGACCAAUGGGCCAAGUCUCCAGAGAUCGAUUUGGAAAGCGAUCAAUGGUCACGGUUUGCUCUGAAGGAUUUCAAGAACCUAACUCUUAAGGAUCAGGCAAGCUUCAUCCGUGAGCACGCAAUCCCAACAUCCAAAAGCAUACUUGGAAGGUUUACUCGAGCAGUCGAUGACCACCUCGGUGCGGCCAUUUUAACUGCUCUGCUUGGUCCAGUAGAUUCCAACCAUGAGGAAGCAGAGAGCAGGUUCACUCAAUUGCUCGAUGAAGUGAACCUGCCCUUUUACACAGAAUACGACGCAGACGUAUCCGAAAUAAUGGAGCAAGUCUUCAAUCGCAUCAAAUACCUAAGAAUAGAUGAUCAUGGACCCAAGCUUGGUUCUGUCACGAAAGAGAGCCCGCUUAUUGAGACAUAUUUUACAAGACUGCCCGUCAACGAAGUUACGAAGCAGCACAAAUCGACGGCACUUGCGCUUGUGAAUAACGGGUGGAUAUGGAAUGCCGACGCGUUGCGGGAUAACGCUGGACCGGACUCAAAAGCCUAUUUGAGACGAGAAGUCAUUGUGUGGGGGGAUUGUGUGAAGCUAAGAUAUGGCAACUGCCCUGAAGACAGCCCAUUUCUUUGGGAGUUCAUGACUAAAUACACUCGUCUGAUGGCUAAGUAUUUUUCGGGAUUUCGGAUUGACAAUUGCCACUCAACGCCAUUAGGAGUCGCAGAGUACCUGCUAGAUGAGGCACGAAAAGUUCGACCCAAUUUGACAGUUUUCGCUGAGCUCUUCACGGGCUCCGAAGAAGCUGAUUAUGUUUUCGUCAAGAGACUAGGCAUUAAUGCACUCAUUCGAGAGGCCAUGCAGGCUUGGAGCACCGGGGAACUAAGUCGUCUUGUACACCGCCAUGGAGGACGCCCCAUUGGCAGCUUUGACCUUGACUUGCCUACUGCAGGGAGCAGUCACGCUAUAGCCUCUGCAAGUGCUGAUAACCAGGAAGAAGCCAUUUCUCACAUACGCCCGUAUCCUGUCCAAGCUCUCUUCAUGGAUUGUACACACGAUAAUGAAAUGCCGGCGCAAAAGCGAACAGCGGUAGAUACGUUACCCAAUGCUGCAUUAGUUUCAAUGUGCGCCUCGGCUACUGGAAGCGUCAUGGGCUAUGAUGAAGUAUAUCCAAAAUUAGUUGAUCUCGUUCACGAGACACGGUUGUAUACCUCAUCGUUUUCAGGACCCUCUAAGGGGGAGUUGGCUUCUGAGGGCGGCAUUGGGAGCGUCAAGAAGAUCCUAAAUGAGCUUCACACUAUGAUGGGAGCCGAUGGAUACGAUGAGACACAUAUUCACCAUGAUGGAGAGUACAUUACAGUCCAUAGAGUUCACCCUAAGACACGAAGGGGCAUAUUUUUGAUAGCACAUACCUCUUUCCCGGGCCAGGAUGGCCAUCCCAUCCUAGCACCAACUCACCUCACCGGAACGCGAGUCAAACCACUUGGGGCAUGGAUGUUGGAAGUUGAAGCAGGAGAAAACUCCAUAGCAAAAGUCCUGGCGGAUAAGGAAUUCUUACGGGGAUUACCUAGCAGAGUUCGAGAGACUAACGCAGUUAGAGUUGAGGAACACGGUCAUGAUACCAUCAUUUCUGUUCUGGACUCCUUUAUAGCGGGGUCAAUUGCCCUCUUCGAAACGUCCAUCCCGGCAGCUGAGCAUUCCACAGGGCUGGAUCUUUACAUUACUGAAGGUGCAGAUCAGGCAUUCUCAAAGCUCAGUUUAGUUGACCUUAACUUUGUGCUCUACCGCUGUGAAGCCGAAGAAAGGGAUUCCAGUGACGGUCAGGACGGAGUAUAUGCCAUACCCAAUCAUGGGCCGUUGGUCUAUGCAGGCCUUCAGGGAUGGUGGAGCGUCCUGGAGACCAUCAUUCGAUACAACGAACUAGGACAUCCACUCUGUGCUCAUCUCCGGCAAGGCCAGUGGGCCCUUGAUUAUAUCAUAGAGCGUUUGGAGAAGGUGGCACAAAAAGACGGGUACAAUGCUCUAAGCGACCCGGCGUCCUGGUUACGGGACAAAUUCAAUGCCGUUCGUGGACUACCCAGCUUUCUCCUCCCACGGUAUUUUGCCAUUGUUCUCCAAGUCGCGUACAACGCUGCAUGGAAGCAGGGCAUUCGGCUUCUAGGAGGGAAUAUACAAAAAGGACAAGAGUUUGUGCAUCAACUGGGCAUGGUCAGCGUCCAACAAACUGGAUACGUAAAAUCCGCAUCUCUAUGGCCUACGAAACGAGUGUCAAGUCUUGCGGCCGGCCUGCCCCAUUUUGCUGUGGACUGGGCUAGAUGCUGGGGAAGAGACGUUUUCAUAUCUCUUCGAGGCUUGCUCCUCUGUACUGGCCGGUUUGAUGAUGCCAAAGAGCAUAUUCUCGCGUUUGCUAGCGUCCUCAAACACGGGAUGAUCCCUAAUCUGUUGAGCAGCGGAAAGCUUCCUCGUUACAAUUCUCGAGAUUCUGUAUGGUUCUUCCUCCAGGCUAUUCAAGAUUAUACCACAAUGGUUCCAAAUGGUAUACAGCUCCUCAGCGAGAAAGUUCCCAGGAGGUUUCUGCCGUACGAUGAUACAUGGUUCCCCUUCGACGACCCUCGUGCAUACUCUCGGCAUUCAACGAUAACGGAGGUCAUCCAGGAGGUUUUUCAACGACAUGCUCAAGGGCUGUCAUUCAAAGAGUAUAACGCUGGCCCUGGGCUUGAUAUGCAAAUGAAGCCUGAGGGUUUUCAAAUCGACGUCAAUGUUGACUGGGAGACAGGUCUGAUAUUUGGCGGUAGCCAGUUCAAUUGUGGGACCUGGCAAGACAAGAUGGGGGAGAGUGAGAAAGCCGGAAACAAAGGAUUUCCUGGUACCCCUCGUGAUGGCGCAGCCAUUGAAAUUACUGGGCUUCUCUACAGUGCUUUGACUUGGGUGGGGAAGCUAUAUGAACAGGGACUUUACCCGCACGAAGGGGUACAUAUUGGAGAUGGCAGAUCAGUUACGUUCAAGGAUUGGGCCGCCAAGAUCAAGAACAGUUUCGAGCGCUGUUAUUACGUUCCCGUGAGAUCUGAUGAAGACAGUGGAUAUGAUGUUGAUGCAAAGAUUGUCAACCGCCGUGGCAUCUACAAGGAUUUGUAUAAAUCCGGCAAGCCCUAUGAAGACUACCAACUUCGGUCCAAUUUCCCUAUUGCCAUGACUGUGUCACCGGAUCUCUUUGAUCCCUCCAAAGCUCUAACAGCACUUGCGCUUGCAGACUCAAUUCUUCUUGGUCCUGUUGGUAUGGCUACCCUCGACCCAUCCGAUCUCAACUAUCGUCCCAACUAUAACAAUUCAGAGGACUCUACGGACUUUACCACUUCCAAAGGCAGAAAUUAUCACCAGGGGCCCGAAUGGGUGUGGCAGCGAGGAUAUUUUCUUCGUGCCUUCUUACACUUUGAUCUAGCUCGCAGAACAACGCCAGAGGGACAAAUAGAAACUUAUCAGCAGGUCCUGCGACCGAAAUGGACGGAGCUGUACGCCGCACGAAGACGACAACGCUGCGCAGCUUCACACUUACCGGAGCUUCCUGAUAGCUUUUUUGGGUGGAUACCAGUGCUAUACAGGGUAACUGAAGAGGAAGUUUUGCACUCUGCGGGCUUGGAUGCGUUUGUUUUCUUGUCGUUUUUCAAGUUUGCGAUCCGAUUCUUGUCAGCUGUCUUCAUGUUCGCCGUGGUUAUCAUACUUCCGAUCCAUUACAAGUAUACCGGGAAAAGGGGGAUCCCAGGUUGGGAUGACAACGAUGAUAAUGCUCUCGGUGGGAACAAGGACAAGAAGCCCGUGACUGACCCGAACUAUUUGUGGAUGUACGUGGUCUUCACAUACAUAUUCACCGGAUUAGCGGUCUAUAUGCUACUCCAGGAGACAAACAAAAUCAUUCGUAUCAGACAGAAGUAUCUCGGCAGUCAGACUAGCACCACCGACCGGACUAUCCGCCUCUCAGGUAUUCCCCAGGACAUGGCAUCAGAAGAGAAGAUCAUUGAAUUCGUGGAGGGUCUUCAGGUUGGAAAAGUUGAGAGUGUUACUUUAUGCCGGGAUUGGCGAGAGUUAGACCACCUCGUCGACGAGCGAUUGCAAAUAUUACGGAAUCUUGAACGAGCGUGGACGAAGCACGUCGGAUACAAACGACAGACCGAAAAUGUUAGCACGUUACCGCUGGCACAUCAUCAGCCGCGUGGUUCGAGCCUGUUCUCCGAAGAUGACAGCGAGCGCAUACAGCUUCUUUCAGAGAGUGGACGAGACCACAUUGCGGACUACACACACCAACGUCCCACGAUUCGCUUGUGGUACGGACCGUUAAAGCUACGGUAUAAGAGCGUUGAUGCGAUAGACUAUUAUGAAGAAAAGCUGCGGAGGAUUGAUGAAGAGAUCCGAGUGGCGCGCCAGAAGCAGUAUCCCCCUACUGAGUUAGCAUUUGUGACCAUGGAGUCAAUUUUUGCCUCUCAGAUGGUUGUUCAGGCCAUCCUCGAUCCUCACCCUAUGCAGUUGCUUGCCCGGUUGGCACCGGCGCCGGCUGAUGUCGUGUGGAAGAAUACAUACUUGCCACGUUCGAGGCGAAUGAUGCAAUCCUGGUCCAUCACGGGCGUCAUUGGCUUCUUGACCGUGUUCUGGUCGGUACUCCUUGUUCCUCUUGCGUAUCUUCUGGAACUGGAGACGCUACACAAGGUAUUCCCACAACUAGCCGAGACGCUGGCUCGCAACCCUAUUGCGAAGUCCCUCGUCCAAACCGGUCUUCCGACUUUAGUUCUCUCGUUGAUGACUAUUGCUGUCCCUUAUCUAUAUAAUUGGCUCUCAAACCAUCAGGGAAUGACAUCGCGUGGUGACGUUGAAUUGUCCGUCAUUUCCAAGAACUUCUUCUUCUCUUUCUUCAACCUUUUCCUUGUUUUUACGGUCUUCGGAACGGCAACGACAUUCUACGAACUAUUCAAGCAUCUUCGUGAUGCGUUUCAGGAUGCCACUACCAUCGCGUUUGCGCUGGCGAAUUCGCUUGAAAACUUUGCACCAUUUUACAUCAAUCUUAUAGUCCUACAAGCUAAGACACCUCGAGAGUAUGCCGAACUGUCUACGCCACCUACUUUCAGUUACGGGUACUCGAUCCCGCAGACGAUCCUCAUCUUAAUCAUUUGUGUGGUGUAUAGCGUGUUUCCAAGCUCUUGGUUGAUCUGUCUGUUUGGACUGGUAUACUUUGCCAUCGGGAACUUCAUUUACAAGUACCAGCUCCUGUAUGCGAUGGACCAUCAGCAGCAUUCUACCGGACGUGCAUGGCCAAUGAUAUGCAGUCGAGUCCUGGUAGGCUUGAUGGUGUUCCAAGUUGCGAUGAUAGGGGUAUUCGCACUGCGCACAGCUAUCACGCGUUCCUUGAUCCUUGUGCCCCUGUUGGGCGCAACGGUGUGGUUCAGCUACUUCUUCUCUCGAAGCUAUGAGCCUCUGAUGAAGUUCAUUGCCUUGAAGAGUAUUGACCGCGAUGCCGGUGGAAACCUUUCCCCUUCACCUUCAUCCUUUUCUUCUCCAUCCGGCCUCGAUCGUGACGCCCUGCCAAUCCAAAUUGGUAGGCAAGGAGUAGAAGUCAGGCUGAACAAAUAUGUCAAUCCCAGUCUCAUUAUGCCUCUCGAUGGCGCCUGGCUUCCUGGCCACAACGUCGGCGAAUACCCUGGGUCUAUAUGA